Exserohilum turcica Et28A is the source of this 2096-nucleotide messenger RNA. RefSeq lists its product as uncharacterized. The record is from RefSeq and is a predicted model, not a curated record. Lineage: Eukaryota; Fungi; Ascomycota; Dothideomycetes; Pleosporales; Pleosporaceae. Gene Ontology annotation, molecular function: RNA-DNA hybrid ribonuclease activity; nucleic acid binding. Gene Ontology annotation, biological process: DNA replication, removal of RNA primer. The coding region runs from base 240 to 1931 and encodes 563 amino acids. The transcript has 4 exons.
CGACGGGCUGCUUCUUGGCGCUGCAGGGUCCUGGGGAGAGCAGCGGGCGCGAGGAUAGUGAGGAGAUUGAGGAUUAGUGACAAGGAGCGCCGCCAUGUCUCCCCCGCGACAAGCUCACGCUCGCUCCACUCCGCAACGCCGCCGUCGCCGCCGCCCAUUUGCAGCAGCCACGGCAGCCUCACGCGUAUCCUCUGCGGCCUCGCUCCGCUCCCUCUGCUUCUUCUGCGAGCCAGCGCUGCAUGCACUGCCACCGCUUUGUCGCGCCCUCUCCUACUCAACGCGUGGCCGUCUCUGGCCGGAGCAACGCAUGGCACACGCACCGGCUGCGCCCUCACCUCUUCUCCCCCUUCGUGGUGCGCACAUCUACCAGGUCUAGUGCCAUCCGCCGCCUGCAUUCCAAUUGGGACGACUACCCCGACACCGUUGUUACCGAGUACAAUUCCAUGGCGGGUGCCCCCUCGACCGCGUCGUCGACAUCGACCGCCAAGCGAAGAUACGGCCCGCCCCCCAAGUUCUACGCCGUCAAGGCUGGCCGCGUCCCCGGCGUCUAUCAAAACUGGGAAGACGUGCGCAAGCAGACUGAGGGUUUCAAAAACCACGUGGUAAAAGCCUUUUCCACCCUCACCGAAGCCGAGGCCUUCCUCAAAGGCACCGCCGUCCACACGCUCAAGUCGGCCAAACCAAAGUUUUACGGAGUGGCCGUCGGACGCGUGCCUGGCGUCUACACAGACUGGCCCACGGUGCAAGCGCAUACCAAGGGCCACAAGGGCGCGAAGCAUCAGGGCUUUGCCACACGCGAAGAAGCCCAGGCUUUUGUCGAUCGGGCCAGAACAGGCUCCAGUGCGCCCAUAAAUUUGUGGGACCAUUUCCCAGAGCCCUCAUCCGUAGCCGCGGUCAACAUGGACGGAACCGCUGAACAUGCGCCCAAGCGCCAGAAGAGGGAGCAAGCAUCGCCUGCAACAGCAGUCAGUGCACACAUCAAAGCUGAACCGGGUAUGGGUCCUCUUCCGGCAGGCGCGGUAGAUGGCUUUGACCCCACCAUCAAGCUUGACGAGUCUGCUGGGAACAUUAGGGCAAAGACCGAAGGCGAACUCAAUGCGACGAAGCGGCAGCCGACGGGAAACUUCAAGGGCCCUUUGGUCGUGCACACAGAUGGAGGCUCGCGAGGCAACGGCAAAGUAGGCGCCAGAGCCGGCGUGGGCGUCUACUUUGGUCCCAAGGAUCCCAGAAAUAUUGGAGAACCUUUGAGGGGCGAAAGACAAACCAACCAACGAGCCGAGCUCGUCGCCAUAGCUCGAGCGCUCGAUCAUGUGCCAAUUGACCGCGAUGUCGAGAUCAGGACCGACUCAUACUAUUCGAUCCGCUGUUUACGCGAAUGGUUCCAGAAUUGGGAGACAAAGGGCUGGAGGAAUGCAGCCGGCAAGAGCGUGGAGAACAAGGAGCUGAUCCAGCCCAUUCUGGCUAGGAUACGCGAACGCCUAACAUGCAGGGGAAAGACGACUUUUACCUGGGUCAAGGGUCAUGGUACAGAUCCGGGCAAUAUUGCAGCUGAUGCCCUGGCAAACGAAGGCAUGGACAAGUGGACUCCGGAACUCACAUCAGGCACACCUUUCGACAUGUCGGAAACACUGAGGACAAAGUACACGCUGCCGUCCCUCACCAAGCCCAAGCAGGAAGAUGGUGAUGAGUUUGGCGAGGACCCUUUCAAGGACUAUUUCGACGACUUGGAAGCAGAGAGAAUGGCGAAUGAAUUGGCAGACUCGUCACACACAACCGUUCCCGUCCAGGCAUCCAUUGAUGCUGAGGAGGGUGCUAGAGCAGCCGUGCAGAAGAAUAGGGAAGUUUGGGCCGACAACGCAGCCUCAUCAAAUGCCGAAAUCACGGAGAGGACAUUGGUUGUUUCCGAGUCCCUGCAGCACAAACCAGAGUAAGAAGCGGGGUCGGUGUAUGUAUGUAGGAAUGCAGUUGCGUAUUGUGUGUAACAAAUAAAGCACGAGCUACCAGAAUGCCAUGGGCCGGCACCAAGAAAACGCCUUCGGGAGCUGUAGCGUUACUAGCCUACGACGUUUAUGAAGAUUGGAAAUAAUGAAUAUCAG